Messenger RNA from Dendrobium catenatum, 1195 nucleotides. Its product is annotated as glucose and ribitol dehydrogenase-like. The transcript has a single exon. Lineage: Eukaryota; Viridiplantae; Streptophyta; Magnoliopsida; Asparagales; Orchidaceae. Gene Ontology annotation, molecular function: oxidoreductase activity. The coding region runs from base 49 to 933 and encodes 294 amino acids. The record is from RefSeq and is a predicted model, not a curated record.
CUCAAAACCUUCGGCCAUCUAAAAACCCUACCUUUCCUCCUCGCAACAAUGUCUUCCACCCACGACCAAGCUUUCCCUUCUCAACACCAAGACCUCCAACCCGGCAAGGAACACAUCAUGGAACCCACUCCCGACGCCCUACCUCGCGACUACAAAACUGCUGAAAAACUACUUGGAAAGUCAGCGCUCAUCACCGGCGGCGACUCCGGCAUUGGCCGCGCCGUCUGCCUCCACUUCGCCCUCGAAGGCGCCUCCGUCGCCUUCACCUACGCUAACUCCGACGAAGUCAAAGACGCCAACGACACCCUCCAUCUCCUCAACCAGCUCAAAACUCCCACCGCCAAAGCCCCUCUCGCCUUCCCCACCGACGCGGGCUUCGAAGACAACUGCCGCAAGGUCGUUGAAGCCGCCGCCGCCCACUUCGGCGGCACCAUUGACAUCCUCGUCAACAACGCGGCGGAGCAGUACGUAUCGCAUUCUAUCACCGACAUAACAGAGGAGCAGCUGGAGCGCGUCUUCAGGACAAACAUAUUCUCCUACUUUUAUAUGACGAAAUUCGCUGUUAAGUAUAUGAAGGAGGGGGGAUCCAUCAUUAAUACGGCGUCGGUGAAUGCUUAUAAAGGGAAUGACAAGCUCCUGGAUUAUACGGCGACGAAGGGGGCUAUAGUGGCGUUCACGAGGGGGCUGGCUCUGCAGUUGGUGGAGAAAGGGAUAAGAGUGAAUGGAGUGGCGCCAGGGCCUGUGUGGACGCCGCUUAUACCGGCUUCGUUUGAUGAGGAGGCUGUGGCGAAUUUCGGGAAGCAGGUGCCGAUGAAGAGGGCGGGGCAGCCGAAUGAGAUAGCGCCUAGUUAUGUGUUUCUUGCGAGCCUGGACUCUUCCUAUAUUACUGGUCAAGUUAUUCAUCCCAAUGGUGGCACCAUUGUUAAUGGCUAGGAGUAAGUUGCAAAGCGGCACCAUCUGUGGGAAUGAUGUUCCUCGAGAUUGUCGGCUUUUCGUUUUGGAAUAAGAUGAUGCGAUGAAGUGCGAAGAUUUUGCAGUGUUUUCACUUUGCUGUCUAGUUUUAUAUGUUGAUGUUGUCUGAACGAAGAUAAACUCAAUAUAUCAAAAAUAAGUACAAAAUGAGAGUAAAGGUUCAUUUCACAGUCAAAAAUUUAAUUUCUGAUUAGUCACAAAAAAUCGACUCUUGAAAAAUUAA